Coccinella septempunctata (seven-spotted ladybird) is the source of this 1809-nucleotide messenger RNA. RefSeq names its product signal recognition particle 54 kDa protein (gene Srp54k). Gene Ontology annotation, biological process: SRP-dependent cotranslational protein targeting to membrane, translocation; SRP-dependent cotranslational protein targeting to membrane. The record is from RefSeq and is a predicted model, not a curated record. Lineage: Eukaryota; Metazoa; Arthropoda; Insecta; Coleoptera; Coccinellidae. Gene Ontology annotation, cellular component: signal recognition particle, endoplasmic reticulum targeting; cytosol. The coding region runs from base 129 to 1655 and encodes 508 amino acids. Gene Ontology annotation, molecular function: GTPase activity; ATP hydrolysis activity; GTP binding. The transcript has 7 exons.
UUGUCAAAAGUCAGAGCUGUCAGAGUUAAAUUGUCAAUAUGAAACAUUUCCUAUAAGAUUAGUAAAUAUUACAGAACCAAAACAAGAACAAUUUUUCUUAUUACUAUUUUUAAAAGGAAAACACAAAAAUGGUUUUAGCAGAUUUGGGUCGUAAAAUAACGACUGCUUUGCAGUCUUUGAGUAAGGCAACAAUAAUAAAUGAAGAGGUACUCAAUGGCAUGCUCAAAGAGAUAUGUGCUGCUCUACUUGAAGCAGAUGUAAAUAUUCGCCUCGUCAAGAAAUUAAGAGAAAAUGUGAGAGCUGUAAUAGAUUUCGAAGAAAUGGCAGGAGGACUAAAUAAGAGAAGAAUGAUUCAAAGUGCGGUUUUCAAAGAGUUAGUGAAGCUCGUUGACCCAGGUGUUAAGCCUUACCAGCCGAUCAAAGGCAAACCAAAUGUUAUAAUGUUUGUUGGUUUACAAGGUUCAGGAAAAACGACAACCUGUACAAAGUUAGCCUAUCAUUAUCAGAAGAAGAACUGGAAAUCAUGCCUUGUAUGUGCCGAUACUUUCAGAGCUGGUGCUUACGAUCAAGUUAAACAGAAUUGUACAAAAGCCAGAAUACCAUUUUAUGGAAGUUAUACUGAAGUGGAUCCUGUAGUAAUAGCUCAAGAAGGUGUUGAAAUGUUCAAAAGGGAAGGUUUUGAAAUUAUUAUUGUAGAUACUAGCGGUAGGCACAAACAAGAAGAGGCUCUAUUCGAAGAGAUGUUGGCAGUAUCUAAUGCUGUUAAACCAGACAAUAUUAUUUUCGUUAUGGAUGCAACCAUAGGUCAGGCUUGUGAGGCACAAGCUAGAGCUUUUAAGGAGAAAGUAGAUGUAGGUUCUGUUAUCAUAACUAAAUUAGAUGGACAUGCUAAGGGAGGAGGUGCUCUCAGUGCGGUUGCAGCAACCAACAGUCCCAUAAUCUACAUUGGUACUGGUGAGCACAUCGAUGAUCUCGAAUCUUUCAAAACUAAACCAUUUAUUAGUAAAUUAUUGGGUAUGGGAGACAUAGAAGGAUUGAUUGAUAAAGUCAACGAAUUAAAAUUAGAAGAUAACGAAGAAUUAUUAGAAAAAAUCAAGCACGGACAAUUUACGCUCAGAGAUAUGUAUGAACAGUUUCAGAAUAUAAUGAAAAUGGGACCUUUUUCGCAGAUAAUGGGUAUGAUACCAGGAUUCAGUCAAGAUUUCUUGUCUAAAGGAACGGAGCAGGAAUCUAUGGCAAGAUUGAAAAAACUCAUGACAAUUAUGGACAGUAUGAAUGAUGGUGAACUUGACAGCAGAGAUGGGGCUAAGCUUUUCUCCAAACAACCUGGGAGGGUGAUCAGGGUAGCUCAGGGUUCAGGAGUGACAGAGAGGGAGGUCAAAGAACUGAUUUCCCAGUACACCAAAUUCGCCGCAGUUGUGAAAAAGAUGGGCGGCAUCAAGGGUCUGUUCAAGGGCGGCGACAUGGCGAAGAACGUCAACUCCAACCAAAUGGCCAAAUUGAACCAACAGAUGGCGAAACUGAUGGACCCCAGGGUGCUGCAUCAAAUGGGAGGCAUGAACGGCCUGCAGAACAUGCUGAGACAGCUUCAGUCGGGCGCUGCAGGAAGCAUGGGUGGUUUGGGUAAUCUCAUGAACAGUUUUGGUGGCAAAUAGUAUCAGAGAGGUUUAUGAAUAAAUUGAAGUCUGUUGUACAUUUUUGAUUCGUUUUUUAUCCAUAUCCCUUCUGUUUGGCAUUUAUAUAUUUUAAGUUCACCUGUACAUUGUUAUUGUACAUUUCAUGAUGUCAAUAAAACACGUGAGGAUUGAA